Molecule: messenger RNA, 1518 nt
Organism: Pseudozyma hubeiensis SY62
Lineage: Eukaryota; Fungi; Basidiomycota; Ustilaginomycetes; Ustilaginales; Ustilaginaceae
Exons: 1
Coding region: 1-1518 (505 amino acids)
Biological process (GO): protein arginylation
Cellular component (GO): cytoplasm
Molecular function (GO): arginyl-tRNA--protein transferase activity
Source: RefSeq, a predicted model, not a curated record
AUGCGCUCAACAGUGCAGCUGUCUUUCGUAUCGCCCACUGGCUAUACGGCGUCCACGUGCGGCUAUUGCACUGUCCCUGGCUCCGGCAAACGAAGCUCAGACAAGUCGAGCAGGUCGUACGGCUUCUGGGCACAUCAUCUUUCGCCUCAUCACUACCAGAGCCUCAUCGACAGAGGCUGGAGGCGAUCGGGAAGCUACGUCUAUAAGCCGGAUCUGCUUCGGACGUGCUGCGCACAGAUUCCCAUCCGUCUCGACGCUCGCGACUUCCGACCCAAGAAGAGCCACAGACGCGCCCUCACCAAUGUGCUCUUUCAAGUGCGGCAAACCAAGCCGAAGCCGGCCAAGUGGAAGGGACGAUGGAGCAGAGAUCGAGCUUGGGAUGUAGAGCAGCGCUGGGACGAGAUCGUGCCGCCGGAUCCAUCUCGGGGCCACGAUUCGAGCUCUUUAUCGUCGUCGUGGGCGGAUAGGGUCGCUGGUCCCAUCACGAAUAGACUCCAAGUGAGCCUUGCUCUCGCUGCCACCUCGGAUGAAAAGUAUCAGCUAUUCCGCAAAUAUCAAGCCAGCGUGCAUGGAGAGUCGGACCAAGAUAUCAGCAGCGAACAGGGCUUCCGUCGCUUCUUGGUCGAAACAAGCCUCACUCUGACGUGGCCUUCUUCCGGCGAUCCGCUUUCGCCAACACAGGAGCUGCAGUGGCGAUCAAAGAGCCUCGAUCCCACAAAUUUGCCCAACGAGCUUCCGUACGGCUGCUACCAUCAAGAGUACCGACUGGGUGACAAGCUCAUCGCUGUGGGCGUGCUCGACAUCUUACCCGAAUGCGUCAGCAGCGUAUAUGUGGUUUAUGAUCCAGAAUACAAGGAGUGGCAGCUCGGCAAGGUCUCUGCGCUGCAAGAGAUAUCUCUGACACAACGUCUGGCUCGAUCGACCGCCAUGUCGUCUGUCACACGAUACUACAUGGGCUUCUACAUCCAUACAUGCCAAAAGAUGAAGUACAAAGCAGAAUACCGGCCCAGUCAGGUGCUCGACUGCCACAGCAACACGUGGCGCAACUUGGCCGAGGUGACCCCAGACCUGGACGCAGAGCGCCAUUACAGUUGGACAGAAGGCGAGCACUCGCUCAGAGACCAGGCAGAAAGAGCGCGUCCAGCUUCCAACUCGGGCAUGGAAGAGGACGACGAAGGAGCUGAUAUGCGCGUGCCGACCAAGCCGAAGCCACCGCCAGGAAUGUUGGAUGCUACGGCGAUGCUCAGUGCUCUGGAACACGUGCUGAAAGGAUCGUCCGACGCAAUCGAGCCCAGCGCAGGAGUUCAUCUCUUGCAGUACGCUAGGGUGCUCGAAGCCGAAAAGCAAGCGGAGGGCGUCAAGUCGCUUCUCAGAUCCAACAUCCUGCGCGAGUUCUUGCGGAGAGGACCACCAAAGGGAGGUGACGAUGGCGACGGCUCUGAAGUGGUGCAAGUGGUCGAAUGCGUCGCCGCUAUGGCAAGCGCAGAGCUGGUAGCCGAGAUGAUCUUUUUCGUCUAG